Molecule: messenger RNA, 5639 nt
Organism: Acanthochromis polyacanthus (spiny chromis)
Lineage: Eukaryota; Metazoa; Chordata; Actinopteri; Pomacentridae
Gene: c14h2orf69
Product: chromosome 14 C2orf69 homolog
Exons: 3
Coding region: 339-1355 (338 amino acids)
Cellular component (GO): mitochondrion
Source: RefSeq, a predicted model, not a curated record
UCGAGGGUCGCUGAGUUUCUGUAGUGUUUUUGAUACACAGCGCCUCUUCGUGGUCAAAAUGGUCCCCAAACUGUCAUAAUAUAAUAAUAAAUACUGAAAGUUUAUUAUCAACCUGCCAUAAUGUGAGACGGGCGGCGGUUAAAGACGUCGUGUGCAGGUACGUGUUUUCUGUUAGCUCCACAUAUUAAGGCUCCGGGCCUAGUUUGGAGUUAGCCGCCGAUAAUGUGAUGCUGGCAGCAGAGACGGGUAUCGUUAGCUGCUUAGCUAGCUGACAGCAGCAACAUGGACUAACUGCGCAGAGGAGGAAAACGCCAAAUCACUUUCUUAUUUUAGAGUCCAUGCUAGCUGGCCGAGCAGUUGCGGCGGUCUACGCUUUAAUAACUGCGGCAAAACCGAUGACUUCCGUGGCGGCGACGACCUCCUCCGAGCUCCGGGGGCUGCACGGCUCAGCCAGCCAGGAUGCACGCUCCGGGAGCCCGUGGCGGAGGCUGCAGAGGCUGGUCGCAGUUCCGGGACACGUCCCGAGAAGAGUGAACGACCUGCUGCUGCUGCGGCCCGACACAGACGAUCAGAGCGAGCCGGAGGAGAAGGAGGGGAGUAGUAACAGGCAUGUGGUGUUCUUCCACGGAGAUAUUCAGAACUUCCAGGAGGAGAUGGCUCUGCAGCCUGAAGGAGCUCAGUGGUUGUCCUGGAGUCUGGAGCAGGUCGCCGUCACUCUGGGCCGACGUUUCCCCAACAGAUAUAUCUGGGUGGUCAGAGCCUCCCGCAUGUAUCUGCACAAGUUCAGCUGCUACCACAACUUUGUAGAGAGCAACAUGUUUGGGGCGCCGGAGCAUUUUCCGUACUCUGCUGACUUUGGAGCGUUUCGACACCUCAGGGCCCUGCUGAGCCACGGCAUGGAGCGAGCCCACCUACCAAACCCCCUCCAGCCAGAAGGAGGUGCUGACAGCAUCCCCUCAGGGUUCUCCCUGACUCUAGUGGGCUUCAGCAAAGGCUGUGUGGUUCUGAAUCAGAUGGUGUAUGAGCUGGCCGGGGCCCGCGCAGACCCACAGAUGUCACCCUUCGUCAAACACAUCACAGACAUGUUCUGGCUGGACGGGGGGCACCCAGGGGGCAGCGAGACCUGGGUGACGGACAAGCAGGUGCUUAAAGAGCUUGCUGUCAGUGGAGUGUCGAUCCACGCCCACGUCACCCCUUACGAGGUGUGCGACCCGAUGCGGGCCUGGGUGGGCCGCGAACACGGACACUUCAUCAAGACUCUGGAGGAGUUCGGGGCCUGUCCCAGUAAGAAGCUGCACUUUGAGGACGAGCCCCCCUCCAUUGAGAACCACUUCAGGGUCAUCCAGGAGUUUUAAGUCCGCUUUAAAACAGCUAAAGCACACACGUGUGAACGCUGAGCUGAUGGUCUGUAGCGCUGUACUUUACUGAUAGAAUGCAGGUUGUGUGUCUUACUCGUUGGUCUUACCUCAAUUUUCGUGUGAUUUAAGGGCUUGGAGUUUAGAGCAGGUGACAGAUGCUGGUGUUGUGUUCAUUCUUUGUACUGCUAAAUGCACUUAACCUGAGCUGAUCCUCCCCCUGCCCCCCGAGCAGGAAUAUGCAGGUAUAAAAAGUGGAUAAUGGAUAGUUGUGCCAUCCAGUGUCUUCCUUUAAAGACCCUGUAGGCUAAAUGUCAUUUUCAAUUCAACACUGGCUCAGUUUGUGCUCCUGCAGAGCGGUUGAUUUUAAAAAAACAUUAACAAGUCAUGUUGUUUUCAGGUUGAUUUAGUUUGAGGGAAUAACUGUAACUUAAGUCAUAUUAAUCAUUAGUGUAACAUUGCUACUUAAAUUAAUUUCUGCUGCUUUUAAACAGAGCUUCAUGUAUGUUUGGCUGAAGCAGAGCACCUCAUUACAUUCUCUUUAUACCUGCACUAAUGGUUGACGCCUGAAUGUCUGAACGUCUGAACGUGACUCUGCAGUGUCAUGUUCAGACUUCACCAGUUGGUCUCCUAGUUGAUUGUAUUUAAACUGUGGCCAAUUUAUUAAGCACAGUGAGUUAACAGAUGAUUCUGUUUCAUUCCUUCAGUCUGAUCCUAAUGGUGGAUCAUCCACCAGUAAUUUAUCAGAUCAUUUCUGUUUAAGUGUAUCUUAAGUUAUUGCAAGAGGAAACCAAAACAUGAAAGUUGUAUUUUUGUAGCAUUUAGUUUUUUGUUACUGCCACCAUGAGAAAGACAGAAAUUUGCUCCUUUGUUCAUCAUGACAGUGAACACACUGUGACCUCCAGUUCCAUUAAGUAGGCAUUCUGGAGCUUUCUGAUUACACUAAAUCUUAAUCAGCAAAUGAAGCUGAGUUGAUCUGUUUGUAAAGACCAUGUGACCCAUACCAGCUGCUGUUUUCAAGUUGAAGAAUAGACUUUCAAACUGAGCUUCAUUAUAACGGGAUUUUAAAAAGUUCUGUUAACUUUUUCUCACAACAUACUUUCAUUUUUUUCUGAGUUCACCAAUAGGCAUGUACACACGUGGACAAAAUUGUUGGUACCCCUCAGUUAAAGAAGGAAAAACCCACAAUUCUCACUGAAAUCACUUGAAACUCACAAAAGUAACAAUAAAUAAAAAUUUAUUGAAAAUUAAAUAAUCAAAAUCAGCCAUCACUUUUGAAUUGUUGAUUAACAUAAUUAUUUAAAAAAACAAACUAAUGAAACAGGCCUGGACAAAAAUGAUGGUACCCAUAACUUAAUAUUUUGUUGCACAACCUUUUGAGGCAAUCACUGCAAUUAAACGAUUUCUGUAUUUGUCAAUGAGCGUUCUGCAGCUGUCAACAGGUAUUUUGACCCACUCCUCAUGAGCAAACAGCUCCAGUUGUCUCAGGUUUGAUGGGUGUCUUCUCCAAAUGGCAUGUUUCAGCUCCUUCCACAUAUGUUCAAUGGGAUUCAGAUCUGGGCUCAUAGAAGGCCACUUUAGAAUAGUCCAACGCUUUUCUCUCAGCCAUUCUUGGGUGUUUUUGGCUGUGUGUUUUGGAUCGUUGUCCUGUUGGAAGACCCAUGACCUGCGACUGAGACCAAGCUUUCUGACACUAGGCAGCACAUUUCUCUCCAGAAUGCCUUGAUAGUCUUCAGAUUUCAUCGUACCUUGCACACUUUCAAGACACCCUGUGCCAGAUGCAGCAAAGCAGCCCCAAAACAUUACUGAGCCUCCUCCAUGUUUCACCGUAGGGACAGUGUUCUUUUCUUCGUAUGCUUGCUUUUUGAGUCUAUGAACAUAGAGUUGAUGUGCCUUACCAAAAAGCUCCAGUUUGGUCUCAUCUGUCCAAAGGACAUUCUCCCAGAAGCUUUGUGGCUUGUCAACAUGCAUUUUUGCAAAUUCCAGUCUCGCUUUUUUAUGAGUUUUUUUCAGCAGUGGUGUCCUCCUUGGUCGUCUCCCAUGAAGUCCACUUUGGCUCAAACAACGACGAAUGGUGCCAUCUGACACUGAUGUACCUUGGCCUUGGAGUUCACCUUUAAUUUCUUUGGAGGUUGCUCUGGGCUCUUUGGAUACAAUUCCAACGAUCCGUCUCUUCAAUUUGUCAUCAAUUUUCCUCUUGCGGCCACGUCCAGGGAGGUUGGCUACUGUCUCGUGGGUCUUGAACUUCUGAAUAAUAUGAGCCACUGUUGUCACAGGAACUUCAAGCUGUUUAGAGAUGGUCUUAUAGCCUUUACCUUUAAGAUGUUUGUCUAUAAUUCUUUUUUCGGAUGUCCUGGGACAAUUCUCUCCUUCGCUUUCUGUUGUCCAUGUUCAGUGUGGUACACACCUUUUCACCAAACAGCAGGGUGACUACUUGUCUCCCUUUAAAUAGGCAGACUGACUGAUUAUGAGUUUGGAAACACCUGUGAUGUCAAUUAAAUGACACACCUGAGUUAAUCAUGUCACUCUGGUCAAAUAGUUUUCAAUCUUUUAUAGAGGUACCAUCAUUUUUGUCCAGGCCUGUUUCAUUAGUUUGUUUUUUUAAAUAAUUAUGUUAAUCAACAAUUCAAAAGUAAUGGCUGUUUUUGAUUAUUUAAUUUUCAAUAAAUUUUUAUUUAUUGUUACUUUUGUGAGUUUCAAGUGAUUUCAGUGAGAAUUGUGGGUUUUUCCUUCUUUAACUGAGGGGUACCAACAAUUUUGUCCACGUGUGUACAUCUUGGAUUUUUGCAUUUAUUUGAUGUUUUUCAACUCUUUGUCUGAUUGCUUAUACAUGCACGCAUAUAUAUAUAUAUAUAUAUAUAUAUUUUUUUUUUUUUUUGCAGCAGAAAACAUCUUGUCGUGGAAUUAACAGAUUAUUAUGCUCCUGCUGUGACAAAAGACAAUGGGUUUGAAAACUACAAAUUCAUUGCACAAAAUAAGAAAACUGCUUCAAAAUAGCACAUAUAGUGGUCACUUUUAUGAAACGGUAAACUCUUAGCCUGACAGGCAUCAUUUGCCCAUAACCUUUAUUAGCCCAUACUCCUGAUGAUAACAUCAUUGUGCAUCCCUUUAUUCCAGAUUAUUUAUGAAUCUAAAAUAUUACAAGUACUUUUUUUUGUAAAAUUAAAUAAGUUGUAUCAACACACAGGUACAAUACUGUUCAAACGUUUGGGGUCACUUAGAAAUGUUCUUUUUUUGAAAGAAAAGCAUUUUUUUCGAUGAAGAUGACAUUAAAUGAAUCAGAAAUACAGUCUCAACAUUGUUAAUGUGAUAAAUGAUUAUUCUAGCUAGAAGCAGUUGAUUUCUAGUGGAAUAUCUCCAUAGAGGUACAGAGGAACAUUUCCAGCAACCAUCACUCCUGUGUUCUAAUGCUACAUUGUGUUAGCUAAUCAUGUUGAAAGGCUAACUGAUGAUUAGAAACUCUUGUGCAAUUAUGUUAGCACAUGAAUGAAAGUGUGUGUUCAUAGAAAAUAUGAAAUUAUCUGGGUGACCCCACACUUUAGAACGGUAGUGUGUAUGUUCAUUUUCUCCUGGUGGCAGACAUGUUAUAUGUACUGUGUUUUUUAUAGCUGCUGUAGGUAAAUAUACAUGCUAGUAUUGUGUGGGUAAAUCCUUGUUCAGAUCAAACUGCUGACGGCCUGUCAGCUGGCAGCAUGCUUAUUAAUAAUCUGUAUGACCUUUGUGUAACCUUAAAUAGCAUCUUUGCACUACGCUAAAGGCUGCAAGUCGUUUUGCUGAAUGUAACUUCAAAAGCAUUCCAUUAUGUUUACUACUCGCUGUAUGCCGUGCUGUUUAAAAGCAGGACUUCUAUUAAUGUUUGCUCAACAGCUGAGCUAGUGCACAGACAGCAUAAUGUGCACGCUUUUAAAUGAUUUGUCUGCUUUCUGGUACACACUGACACCCUGCUACUUUGGCCUAUUUCCAGUCAACCAGUGAUGCAGGAUGGAACUCUGAGCUCUUUAGAAUCAGCAGGUGGCAGCAGUGUGGAAAAAUGAAAAUACAGGGAACUGAAACAGACAAAGACGACAUGAGAAAUAGUCCAUCACAUAUUUUCUACAAUCUUUAAUGAGCUUUUUCAGUUUGCUUUGUGAUGCCUAUGUAUUAGCCUGCAGCUGAUCAGAAUACAAACGGAUUAUGUCUUUUUUUUGUUUUUUUUUUAGUAAUUUCAAAUGCAAUCAGAAUGCUCAUACAUUAAAAAAAAAACAAUAUAAAAUGCAAAAUAAACAUACAUCUCUUCAACAUUUA